Molecule: messenger RNA, 477 nt
Organism: Symbiodinium sp. CCMP2592
Lineage: Eukaryota; Dinophyceae; Suessiales; Symbiodiniaceae
Source: the annotation of a GenBank genome assembly
AUGGGCACCUGCCACAAGGGCCUCCUCGCAAACUUGGGCAGUAAGGACGGCGCUUUUGGCAGGCCAUGGGACGAGUUGAAACCCUACCGUGUCGGCGGCCCUUUACGGAAUGGCUCCGAGGACCCACCAAUGUCCCCACUGGCAGUAUGGCCGCCGCCCUAUGAUGCAAUUGGGCCUGUCACCAGCGCGGUGUCGGCCCACAUCCACGCCGCAGUUGUUUGUGCAGAUGGCAAAGCUUGGGCCUGGGGCUGCGGUAGCAAUGAUGGCCGCUGCGGCGUGGAGCGCUUCCUGAACAAGAAAGGUGAUGGCAAGCCUCCGGAGGUGGACAUGAUGAAGUGCUACAUGAUGGGGCCACAUCGCAUUGGUGUUGCCCGGCCGCUGUACUGGAAGCAUCCGAGCCUCCAGGGCAUGCGGGUGUUGAUGUUGGCGACCGGCCGUAACCACAUGGCCGGCAUUGCAGUUCCAGCUGGGGACUAG